ACGUGUUCACUUGGGGCGUCGCCGAUACAACGCGCCGUACCAGAGUGCAGACCUGGUGCACAGCUCGUCCGUCGCCGCGUGAGGUACAGGCCGGUGACAAGUCAAAGUGCAGGUGCAGUUGUGCAUGUGUGACACGAUUUUUCAUAUUUGCUGGCAUUGACAGAUCAAGAACGAGUACUACGAGAUUUUAUUUCAGUAAUUUAUUUGAUUUUUUUGUGGCGAGGGGCGGACACCACAAACCAGAGGGUAUACGGUGUCCGAUCGAGGCUUAGCCUCUGCUGCUAUCGGAGAACUGUCCCGAUAUUGCUGAUUUAAGACACUCAUAUACUGUCCCAAUACCAUCUCUACAUUUUGAAACUGGGAUUUGAAAAAUUUUCCUGUGUAAACUAAACUUCAUAAUAAAAACAUUUUCAGAUUUUGAGAAGCGUCAAACUCAGCAAUACUCAAUAUAUCACACAGGCUAGAAUGGACCUUUUCAAAUUGAAGCUUCUCCUUGGUAGAUGUACGACUGCAAAGGCAGAAACGGCUCCCCUAGGGGACAGCUGCACCUGUAGGUACCGAUGAGACAGUCCACAGGGGGUGCUCCGCAUCAUCAUCGGCACAUCAGACUUGAUCAGCAACCACUCGUGCCAGUACCCAUCCCCUUUGAGUCCCUACAAAGUGACUCCAUCGAUACUCUUACUACUACAACUACUGCCUCGCAACGGACAGUUUCAGUUGAGACAGUCGAGGUGGAGGAGCAUGAAGUCUGCUCCGACAGCGAAUUUGAUACGAGAGAGACACUCAAGCUGACCGCCCGCAGCGGCGCUACCUUCCGUCGCGACGUCUCUACAUCGACGCGUCGGCCCCCCAGCACCCGACGAGUCGCCUCUGCAACGCGUGAUGAGACGACGCAAGAAAUACAAGAUGAAGACGAAGCCACUCUCAGAGAGCUGCUUAUUAGUCUGCAAAAGCAGGUGAGCGUGAUGAGUAUGAACCUCAGCGCGAAGUUGGACGAGUUGCAACGGGGCGAUCGCCAUCUAGAGACGACCGUUGCACUAUGCGAGAUUCGCACGCAACUACAAGAGUUGACAAAAUCAGUGGAAAGUUGUCAGUCGGAAGUUUCUGAAGUGAAGAGGGACAUGGUGGCGAUUAAACACGAACUGGAUACGGUUCAGCAGGUGAAGGAAGAAAUCGAAGAGUUGCGGGAGUAUGUGGAUCGCUUGGAAGAGCAUACGCACCGACGAAAAUUGCGUCUUCUUGAGCAGGGUCUAACACUAUUCUUAACCUAUGCUAUUAUGGCAGCCGUGUUAGGUAUGUUUCAAUUUGGUUACAAUACGGGAGUGAUCAAUGCACCUCAGAAGAACAUCGAAAAUUUCAUGAAGACCCUCUACAAGGAACGUUACGAGUCGGAUUUGGGAAACGAGAGAGCAGAAAUGCUAUAUUCGAUCGCUGUAUCAAUAUUUGCCAUUGGUGGUAUGUUAGGUGGCUUUGGCGGUGGUAUGGUUGCAAAUAAAUUUGGAAGAAAAGGCGGCUUAUUGCUCAACAACAUCUUGGGAAUUGCUGGAGGGUGCCUAAUGUGGUGUACGAAAAUAGCAAAAUCCUAUGAAAUGUUAUUCGUUGGAAGAUUUAUCAUAGGGGUCAAUUGUGGUUUGAAUACUUCUUUAGUACCAAUGUAUAUAUCGGAAAUAUCGCCUUUAAAUCUUCGAGGUGGUCUCGGUACCGUAAAUCAACUCGCAGUUACCAUCGGUCUCCUACUGUCUCAAGUUUUAGGUAUUGAACAAAUAUUAGGAACCAAUGAAGGAUGGCCACUUCUCCUUGGUCUCGCUGUGGUACCGGCAGUGUUACAAUUGGUGUUGCUUCCAAUUUGUCCUGAAAGUCCCCGCUACCUCCUUAUAACGAAACAAUGGGAGGAGGAAGCACGGAAAGCAUUGAGAAGGUUAAGAGCCAGCAACGCUGUAGAAGAAGAUAUAGAAGAAAUGCGCGCGGAAGAAAGGGCUCAGCAAUCGGAGGCUUCAAUUAGUAUGAUGGAAUUAAUUUGCUCUCCAACGCUUAGAGCACCUCUUAUCAUCGGUAUUGUUAUGCAGCUGAGUCAACAAUUUUCUGGUAUCAAUGCGGUGUUCUAUUAUUCGACCAGUCUAUUCGUAAGUUCCGGUCUACCAGAGGAAAGUGCCAAGUUUGCGACCAUCGGUAUAGGUUGCAUCAUGGUUGUCAUGACAUUAAUUUCCAUACCGCUUAUGGAUAGAAUGGGAAGAAGGACGUUGCAUUUGUACGGCUUAGGAGGAAUGUUCAUUUUCUCUAUCUUCAUAACCAUUUCGUUUCUAAUAAAGGAGUUUUUUGGCUAUGUGCAGGAAAUGAUCGACUGGAUGUCUUACCUCUCGGUAGUAUCUACCCUUUUCUUCGUCAAAUUUUUCGCCGUUGGACCUGGAAGCAUACCGUGGAUGAUCACUGCCGAACUGUUCUCACAAGGGCCUAGACCUGCUGCCAUGUCAAUUGCUGUUCUUGUUAACUGGACCUCUAAUUUCGUGGUGGGUCUCGGAUUUCCUUCAUUAAGGAACGCACUAGAUAACUAUACUUUCCUGCCGUUCAGCGUCUUCCUAGCCAUUUUCUGGAUAUUUACUUAUAAGAAAGUACCAGAAACAAAAAACAAAACGUUUGAAGAAAUAGCAGCUUUGUUUAGAGAAGGAAAUGGAAGCGUUGGUUUUCGAGACAGUCGAUUGUAUGGGAGUAUGUUGAACUGCGUUAACACAUUCGAGCAGCAUCUACCAGUAACAGAGCAGGCUGGUCUGGUUGUAGCAGAAGAAAAAACACAGCAUGACUCGUUUCCAAAUCCAUUCGAGAGACCAAUGAUCAAAACAACAACUUAUACCAUUAGAAGACAUUCAGCAUAUGCCACAGUACCAGCCGGCUCUGAUCAUUCAUCCCGUACUGGUGAGAAUGCAAGCAACCGACCUCCACCCCCACUGCCACCUCCGAGAUUUCCCAACAGCGCCGUUUGACAAUGGGAUAGUCUCAGCAUCGCCACCACCUUCAGCCUGCCAAUGACGCCCCUUUUAGUACUGGAAGAUCAUCUAGUGGAAAUAAUAGCGCAGAGAAGUAGAGCUUGUGCCACUUUCCUUCGCCACAGCUUCAAGAGACCCCACCGACAUUAACGCCACCACUGCCCGAGUGAUUGAAUAUGCGGUUUGGAAACAUUUCAAUUUUUAAGAGAAAAGUUACGCGUAUUCGUUCUGAAAUCAUUAAAUAACCCUCGUACAUAUAAAUCAAAAAAUUAUCAACUGUUCCCUGUGAACGUUAUAAGUAAUUCUCAAGCAAAUUCUUAUACUCACCUGAAUAUUUGUCAAUUAACCAUUUGUGACAUUGAAUGGAGGAAAAUUGGAAAUAUCGCAAAUUAGAUGAUUCAAAUUUCGACGCUCAGUUAGAUUGAUUGGAUAUUAUCUUGAAAUUUUGUGUUUGACGUGAUGAAUUCCAAACGAAAAGUAGAUCACUUAAGUUCAAAUUCAAUUAAUAUAACUAGAAUUUAUAACAUCUAAUUUGGACAUUAACCAAUCUUCCAAUAAGAGAGUAAAGUUUUUGUGAUAUAAUUUCUGUUUCGGAUAUCUAAGUAUUACAAGGAUCAGUUGAAAAGUUUUAAAAUUUAUUCGGUAGUGCUCCGACGACUACGUGACAAAAUAAACUUAAAAACUUCUCUUCCAAGGUUUUAAAAUGGCCUUAAAAUGCUCAGUUAAUCCGAUUAAAAAUGAAGUGAAUUGCCGCCAGUGCCGUAAAGAGUUUUUUGCAGACUAUUUACCAAGAAAGAAAAAAAAAAGAGGUGGCCCGAAGAUAAUGCUUUAUAUUAGCCGAGAGAAUUGUAUGAUAAAUAGAAAAUUUUUCAAAAGACUAUAGCCAAUUAAAAUUUUUUAUCUCCUUGGUUCUUCUCUCGACUGAAAUCUCGUUAUUUUUAGCGAGUUUAAAACUGUCCUUUUCCCAAAGUGCGAAAUAUACUACCCUUAUCGAAAGAGAAGAAACUGCACAAAUCAUUUAUUUAUUUUUCUACAACUUUUAUUAAAAGCAUGCACCUACAUUAUUAUCUUUUUGUUUCCUAGAUUAUAGUAGCUUUUUCGAUAUUUACUGUAUGUAACUAUUUUUAAAAGUAUAUUAUAUUCCAAGAAAAUAAUUGUUUCUAAUAUAUUAUCAAUCAAAAUGUGGUAAAUUUCUAUCCGACACUUUUCGUUAUAUAAAUUAUUUCAGAAUAAGUCAUGAAUUUCUGGUUUAAAACUUAACAGUAUUUAAGUAUUUAUGAGUAAUCCUAACAUUGGUCAUUGGCACACAAAAACAAACAAAA
Molecule: messenger RNA, 4303 nt
Organism: Diorhabda carinulata
Lineage: Eukaryota; Metazoa; Arthropoda; Insecta; Coleoptera; Chrysomelidae
Gene: Glut1
Product: glucose transporter type 1
Exons: 18
Coding region: 561-2978 (805 amino acids)
Biological process (GO): monosaccharide transmembrane transport
Cellular component (GO): membrane
Molecular function (GO): hexose transmembrane transporter activity
Source: RefSeq, a predicted model, not a curated record